This is a messenger RNA of Williopsis jadinii, 1668 nucleotides long. RefSeq names its product general substrate transporter (gene HXT2.2). Lineage: Eukaryota; Fungi; Ascomycota; Saccharomycetes; Phaffomycetales; Wickerhamomycetaceae. Gene Ontology annotation, molecular function: carbohydrate:proton symporter activity. The record is from RefSeq and is a predicted model, not a curated record. Gene Ontology annotation, biological process: transmembrane transport; carbohydrate transport. Bases 1 to 1668 code for a protein of 555 amino acids. Gene Ontology annotation, cellular component: membrane. The transcript has a single exon.
AUGAAGAGACAAGAAGAUGGAGAAAAGAACGAGCAACGCCAUGAUAAUUUGGCACACUACCUUCCAAAUUCAACCAUGCCAUGGUGGAAGACUCGCCAUUUUUUGGUUUUGAAUUGGCUGAUUCUGAUUGUCUCCCUCACAUCUACAAAUACCGGCUACGAUGGUUCACUGCUUAACGCUUUCCAAUCUAUGCCCGAUUGGAUGUCUGCCAUGGGCCAUCCUGAAGGUGCUGUUCUUGGUGCCAUUGCAAAUGGUGUGGUUUUCGGUGUUCUUCUUUCCACCCUGGUUGCAAGUACAAUCUCAGACCGUUUAGGUAGAAGACAUGCUAUUACAAUUGGUGAUGUGAUUAUGAUUAUUGGGACUAUUAUUCAGUCUUGUGCUGGUACAUGGUUACAUGUUAACGGAAAUGAUAAACAAGAGACAAGUAGACGCACAUAUGCCAUGUUUUUGGUUGCAAGAAUCAUUCUUGGCUUUGGUAAUGGUGUAGCCACAAUUGCAUCACCACCAUUGAUCUCUGAGCUUUCAUACCCGACUCAUAGACAGGCUGUUACUGCAUUCUUUAACUCCAAUUGGUACUUAGGUGCUAUUAUCUCAUCAUGGGUCUCAUUUGGUACAAGAAAUGUUGGCAGAAACUGGUCUUGGAGAAUUCCAUCAAUAAUUCAAGGUUUCUUCCCUUUAGCACAAAUUUGCCUGAUUUAUUUUGUUCCUGAGUCCCCACGUUUCCUCAUAUCUAAGGGCAGAAACUCUGAGGCUAGGGAAAUAUUGCUUAAAUACCAUGGUGGUGGUAAUGAAGAAGAAUGCGGUGCCCUUGUUGAUUUUGAAAUGUCUGAGAUUGAGCUUGCUAUUGAGCAAGAAAAGUAUGCAAACCAUUUCUCCUACUUGUCCUUCUUCAAGACUCCAGGUAAUAGAAAGAGACUCUUUAUUCUCUGUUUCUUGGGUGUGAUUAUGCAGCUCUCUGGUAAUGGUUUGGUCUCUUACUACUUGUCUAUUGUCCUUAACUCUAUCGGCAUCACUUCCACUUCUCAACAACUGAUCUUCAAUGGUGGACUUAUGAUCUAUAACUAUGGUAUCAGUAUCAUUAUUAAUUUGUUUGCACACAACCACACUAGAAGAAGAACUGUCUUCAUCACCUCUGUCGCAUCCAUGCUUCUCACUUAUGUCAUCUGGACUAUUCUGUCUGCCAUCAACCAACAAAGAAACUUUGAAGACAGUUCCCUCGGAAAAGGUGUCAUGGCAAUGAUCUUCUUGUAUUAUCUGGCCUAUAACUUGGGUCUGAACGGCUUACCAUACCUUUACUUGACUGAAAUUCUACCUUUCACGAUCAGAACUAAGGGUAUAAAUUUGUGUGUCUUGGUUCAACAAAUCAUCCAGAUUUACAAUGGUUUCGUCAAUCCAAUAGCUAUGGAUGCUAUUGAAUGGAGAUACUACAUUGUGUAUUGCUGUAUAUUGGCUGUUGAGCUUGUUGUCGUUUACUUGACUUGGGUUGAAACAUCUGGCCGUACUUUGGAGGAAGUUGUCGAGGUCUUUGGUGAGUCCAUUACUGACCACGAUAUCGAACAUUUGAAGAAAAACAAAGCAAUGGCCGAACACCGUGAAAAUGUAUCAAGCGACGGUGACAACGUUGAUAAAACAAGUAGCACUGAAAAUGAAAACAACUUGCUCGCUUAG